CGCUUCACAGUGACGACAACAACAAAACACAGCAGUAGAUACAGGGUGGCAGCUAGCUAGCUGGCUACUUGAUAUAAACACUUAGGUUACACAAUCCCUUUUGGGGAGAUCGGUGACAAGAAAAACAACAAUACACUGAACAGCCCGAUCAUAACACGGGUAAUAUGACCAGGACUUCAGAAAAAAUACAUAUUCAGAAAAUCUUCUGAAUAUAAUAUUGUUAACAUUUGGUCGCUAGCUUGGUGUCUAGCUAGCUGCUUUGAGAUCCCAGAUGAGCUAGCAAGCGAAGCCUAGAGGAUAUGACAAACAAACGCCGAGACUCUGUUAGCAGUUCCGAAACCCACUUUGAUGUUUCAGUUGCCAAAGUAUAUUACAUCACUUACUCUCCUUUUCCUGAACCACUUGGUUGGAGUUAAGACGGCGUCCUGUGACGUUAAAUAGGUGCUAAAUGACUAAAUGAACAAGGAAGGGAAGUGUGAAGACUGCCGGAGUAUCCAACAUGAAGUUGUAUGUGUUUCAGGUCAACAAUGGAAGCACACUGACUUUUGACACUGAGCUUGCCGUCCAGACGGUUUCAGACCUUAAACAUGCCAUCCAGGUCAAAUACAAGAUCGCAACGCAGCACCAGGUUCUCGUUGUCAAUGGAGGCGAGUGCAUGGUUGCAGACAGGCGUGUCUGCAGCUACAGUGCUGGCACAGACACCAACCCAAUCUUCCUGUUCAACAAAGAGAUGAUCCUUUGUGACCGGGCUCCAACAAUCCCCAAAACCACCUUCUCCAUAGAGAACCAGAUGGAACUGAAGGUGGAGGAGUCUCUGAUGAUGCCAGCAGUUUUUCACACUGUUGCCUCACGAACACAACUUGCAGUGGAAAUGUUUGAAGUUGCCAAGAAACUCUGCUCUUUCUGUGAGCGCUUGGUUCACGACGAGCACCUACAGCACCAAGGCUGGGCAGCCAUAAUGGCCAACCUGGAUGACUGCACCUUGUCUUACCAGAAGCUGCUUUGGAAAUUCGACACUGCCUACAUGAACUAUCAACAGGACAUUGAGGACAUCAAAAUAAAACUUACCAAGCUAGGGACCGCUGUAUCAGUCAUGGCCAAGAUCCCUCUCCUGGAGUGCUUGACGCGCCACAGCUACAGAGAGAGCCUCAAGUCCAGCUCGCCAGCGGACGGCGACGGGACCGAGGAGGAGACGGAGGAGGAGAAGUCCGUGGAUUCCGUCUUGUGUCCUGGGGAGUCCCGGAGUGGUGGGAAGUCGCCCGGAUCCUUCUCCGCUUCGGGGGAGACGCCGACGGCGGCGGCGGCGGCGCGGGACGGCGGCGCGCGGGAGGAGAGCCAGAUGACGGACAGCAGCAGCCUGCGGGCGGCGCUGCAGGAGACCGACUCCCCGGAGACAAGCCUUCCGCCCUCUUUCAACGUCACCCUGCUGGACUGGAUCAACGUACAGGACAGGCCAAAUGACGUGGAAUCGGUUGUGAGGAAGUGCUUUGAUUCCAUCAACAGACUCGAUCCGAGGAUCAUUCAGCCCUUUUUGGCAGAUUGUCGGGACACUAUUGCCAAAUUGGAUAAUCAAAACAUGAAGGCCAUUAAGGGCCUGGAGGAUAGACUGUAUGCUCUUGACCAGAUGAUUGCAAGCUGUAAGAAGUUGGUCAACGAACAGAAAGAACUUGCUCAGGGAUUUCUGGCCAAUCAGAAGAGGGCUGAAAACCUGAAGGACACUUCGGUGUUGCCUGACUUGUGUCUCAGUCAUGCAAAUCAGCUGAUGAUCAUGUUGACCAACCACAGAAAACUCUUGGACAUCAAGCAGAAGUGCACCACUGCCAAACAGGAGCUGGCCAACAAUCUGCAAGUUCGCCUCAAAUGGUGCUGCUACGUGAUGCUCCAUGCGGACCAGGACGGGGAGAAGCUGCAGGCCCUGCUGCGCCUGCUGACGGAGCUGCUGGAGCGGGUGCGGAUCGUGGAGGCCCUCAGCACCGUCCCGCAGAUGUACUGCCUGGCCGUGGUGGAGGUCGUCAGGCGGAAGAUUUUCAUACGGCACUACAGAGAGUGGGCCAGUGCUCUCGUGAAGGAUGGGAAACAGCUCUAUGAAGCUGAGAAAGUUAAAAGGGAAACGUUUGGGAAGUUGUUCAGAAAAUCUUUUCUCAGAAACCGUUUGUUUCGAGGACUUGAUUCAUGGCCUCCCACUUCAUUUUGCACACGCAAACCUCGAAGGUUUGACUCUGAGCUUCCGGAAAUUUCCCUGUAUGACCUGCAGUAUUUGAAGUCUUGCUGUCCUUCUGAAGUCCAGCCUUUUCUCAGGGUUCCAACAUUGUGUGAUUUUGAGCCUUUGCACCAACAUGUUAAAAUACUCCACCAGCUUGUUCAAGCCACCCAGAGUGUGGAUGAAAUGUCUCAAACCAUCACUGACUUGCUGAGUGAACAAAAGGCAUCCAGCAGCCAGACGGGGCAAAGGUCCACUACAGUCCCAAGAUCUGAAAGCACAGUAGGAGCUGCCUCUACCUCCCCCAAAACACCCUCCUCACUGAGUCUUCAGGGUCCCCUCUGUCAGCCUCUGAUUGUUCCUGGCCCGUUAGAAGAGCUGUCUCCAGACAGCAUCGAUGCCCACACGUUUGAUUUUGAAACUAUCGGGCAUCCGAAUAUGGACGCGGUGCUACAGCAAGGAUCCCUGGACCUCGACUCCUUGGUCGAGAGCCCCGAGUCGGACUUCAUGUCCGCAGUGAACGAGUUUGUGAUCGAGGAGAACCUGACUUCCCCGAAUCCCAUCAGCGACCCGACGAGCCCCGAGAUGAUGGUGGAAUCCUUGUAUUCCUCGGUCAUAAAUGCCAUCGACAGCAAGCGCAUUCAGGACACGACUACCUUGGAGAGGGAGAACUCCAGACUGGCAGUCCUGAAACAGUGCAUAGAGAAGUACAGGUCGGCCGCGGAGGAGUCCCAGGGCAACUUGAAAAGCGUCAAAGAGGAUCUCUACCACUUCCGUGGUCUUGUAUUAAAAGAACAGAGGGACUUUGGGUUCGCUUUGAAAACAAUGUCGAUGGAAGUGCGGAGCAUUGUUGAAAAUAUUAAGUACACCCACGAAGGAAACUUGCAUGAAAUGCAUGAGAAUGAGUUAUACACUCUCAAAACAGACCAUGAAAAAGAAAUGCUAGCUCUCAAAGAACAAUCCGAGGUGAACCAGAAUAUCGUCAAGGAUCUACAAAGGGCCAUCCUGGAGCUCGAAGGCAUCGUGGAACGGAAGGAAAAGGAGAUCGCCCAGAUUGAAAGCGAAAGAGACCGGACUGUGGAAUCGGAGAGCAGUCAGAAGCAGCGGUUGCUUGACCUGGAGCAGAAGAUCGAAGAGCAGAAAGAGGAAAUGAAGACCGUCACUCUGUCCAGAGACACCCUGGCAGACCAGCUGGAGCACCUGCAUUUUGAGAUCGAACGCAGCCAGCAGAAGAUCAAGGCGGAAAUGGAAGGCUUGGAAAAGUCUCGGCUCCAGGAGCUGGAGGAGCGGCUCCGGCAGCAGCACGCCGGCGAGCUGGAGGCCGCCAAACAGCAGGGCCAAGCGGUCCUCGAUUGGCUGGCCGACGAGAACGCGACCAAGCUGAAGGAGCUGGUCGACCUGCACGCAGCAGAGCUGGCGGAGUGGGAGGGUCGCGUCAAGGACCUCGAGUCCCGCGUCUCCGAGCUGUCCGACAUGCGAUGCAAGUUGGAGGUGGAGAUGGCCCUGAAAGAAGCGGAGAUGGAGGAGGUCCGGCUAUUGUACCAGGAGGCCAGGUGUCAACAGCAGGAGACGUUGAACUCCAGAGUGGAGGCGGAGACCGACUCUUUGCGAAAGCAGAUGAUUGCCCUUCAAGAGCAGCUCCAGGUUAAGAAUGAAGAGUACGAAGUGGGGCUAGCCGAGCUCAGGACACUGAUGAGAAUCGAGAAGGACCACUGUAUCUCUGAGCUGGUGGACAGGCAUGAAGAGGAGAGUGCUUUACUCCGCAGUCAAUUUGCAUCUUUGCAAGACAAAGCUUGGGAGAUGGAGAGAAGCCUUACUGAACAGGUGCAAGCACUUAAGAAUGACCUGGAGGAUCGGACUGCCACCCUAAAGAACGAGAAAGACAAUCAGGAAAGAGCCCUUCAGGAGGAGCAGGAGCAUUUAAAGAAGACUAUCUGUGAUUUGGAGGCACAAAAUGAACUUCUUUCUAAACGGUUGGUGCAGGAGAAAGAGACCGCACAGAGUAUAGAAGAGCAGAAAGAGGAAGCAGUGAAGGCUGCGUUAUCAAAUGCCUUAAAAAACUUUGAACGGCAGAAGGAGGAAAUCGAGGAAAGACUGUUAACAAAAGUCAAAGAACUUGAAAAUGAGCUCAAGGAGAGAGGGUCUUCAGAAAGGGCAGCCGCCGCGCCAGAGCACACCGGGGGCCAGGCCGAGGUGGCGCUCGGCAUCAGCGCCAGUGUCGAGGAGCGUCUGCAGGAGGAGCGGGCCGGCCUGCUGGCCCAGCUGGAGCUCCUGGAGAAGAGGAAGAACGAGGAGAUGCAGAACCUCAAGACGUCGCUCAUCGCCGAACAACAGACAAAUUUCAACACUGUUCUGACAAGAGAAAAACUGAAGAAGGAACAGAUAAUCAAUGAACUAACUGACAAGCUGAGAAAAGCCACCCAGCAGCAAGAAGACGACAAAGGUGUGAUUGGGACCCUGCUGGGAGACCGGGCCACCCUGCUGCAGGAGAAGAAGCAGUUGGAGGAGGAGCUGAACCGUCUGCGUAGCAGCGCCAUGGUCUCCUCCACCUACUUCCAGCCCGCCCCCGCCGCCUGCUCCUCCGACGCCCCCGGCGACCCGGAGAGGCUGGCCUCGGUCGGAGCCGUCCGCGAGGAGGAGAGGGUGGACUCGGCGGUCGAGGCCAGCAUGAUGACCGUUCACGAAAACAUCCUCAUGCUAUCUGAGGAGAGGCAGCGAAUACUUCUAUUGGAAAGGACCUUACACAUGAAGGAGGAAGAAAACAAACGUCUCAGUCAAAGACUGAUGUCCCAGAGCAUGUCUUCAGUAUCUUCACGGCAUUCAGAGAAAAUAGCUAUAAGAGAUUUUCAGGUCGGGGACUUGGUUCUCAUCAUCUUAGAUGAAAGGCACGAUAACUAUGUACUGUUCACCGUGGGUCCGACCCUGUACUUCCUCCAUUCUGAGUCCCUCACCGCCCUGGAUCUCAAACCAGCAUCUGGGGCCGCAAGGCGACCGUGGGUUCUUGGAAAAGUGAUGGAGAAGGAAUAUUGCCAGGCAAAAAAGGCUCAAAACAGAUUUAAAGUUCCUCUGGGUACCAAAUUCUACAGAGUGAAGGCUGUUCCCUGGAACAAAAAAGUAUAAUAUCGUUACAUUAUGAGCUAAAACCUGUUUGUGUUGCAUAUGUUUUUAAAAAUAAAACAAAAACAUCUCGUGUUAUUCAUAAAUUCUCUUAUCAACAUUGCAUUAGAAAAAGGAAAAAAAAUCAUUAUCAUGAUAUGGUUUGACAGUUGCAAGAACACUUUAGUUUUGUUUUUAUUUUUUGUUUUUUACCCAGAAGAUUUAUAAUCGUGGACCAAAUAAUUUCUUUUCUUUGUAAGGGCAUGCCCUAUACAUAUUGGCAUAAAGCCGUUAUAUUGUCUGUAAAUUAAACAUAAGUCUUUGGAUGUUAUAUAUUAGUUCUCAUUAUUAUGGACAUUUGUCCUUUUGUGGAAAAUAUCAUUAUCAACAUAAUUUCCCAGUAAUGUUCUGCAAAUAUACAUUUAUUAUAAAUGUUUAUGGAGGAAUGUUCAUGGCAUGCAUAUUGAAAUAUUUUUUCUUUAAUUUACUUCAGAUAAAUGUUGUAGUUGGACCUGUAGGUAAAAUGCUGUUUGUUACACACAACACAGUAAGAAAGCUCUCUGAAAGGAUAAUAUUGAAAUGUACAUUAUGAGACUGAGAGAAAUAUAACAGUCAUCACUGCAAUCCUUAAAAUGCACUUUUGGAAGAAACAAAAAAAAAAAACAAUGCUGUCAUGGAUUCAAACAGGGAAGAAUUUGCGCUGCUUUUAACAUUGAAACGGUGCAUAACUUCCCACUAUCAUAGAACGCUCAUUCUUAGAGAGAAAUAUUUCAUAUUUGUGAUCUUGUGUUUCAUUAUUGGAUUAAAUAUGGCAUUGUACAUUAUCCAUCAAGUCAUACAAGUAACAAUAAAUGACUGUAUUGUAAAGGAAUUUAGAGUUUUGAAACAAUAAAGGUUUGAUCCCUGGGAAA
Messenger RNA from Anguilla rostrata (American eel), 6207 nucleotides. RefSeq names its product RB1-inducible coiled-coil 1 (gene rb1cc1). The transcript has 24 exons. Bases 500 to 5320 code for a protein of 1606 amino acids. NCBI's taxonomy places the organism in Eukaryota, Metazoa, Chordata, Actinopteri, Anguilliformes, Anguillidae. Gene Ontology annotation, molecular function: protein kinase binding; molecular adaptor activity. The record is from RefSeq and is a predicted model, not a curated record. Gene Ontology annotation, cellular component: Atg1/ULK1 kinase complex; phagophore assembly site membrane. Gene Ontology annotation, biological process: glycophagy; reticulophagy; autophagosome assembly.